AUGUCUUUCCUUUUCGGCGGCCAGCCCAAGAUGUCCUCGGAGCAGAAGCUCGCUGCUGCCGAGACCGAAGUUGAAAUGAUCUCAGACAUGUUCAACCGCCUGAACGAGUCCUGCGCCAAGAAGUGCAUCCCGGCCGACUACCGCGAAGGCGACCUCAACAAGGGCGAGUCCGUCUGUCUCGACCGCUGCGUCUCCAAAUUCUUCGACGUCAACAUCAAAGUUAGCGAGAAGAUGCAGGGUGAUGCCGCCCAGAAGCAGGGUGGCAGCAUGGGCCUCAUGUAA
Penicillium maclennaniae is the source of this 282-nucleotide messenger RNA. RefSeq names its product Tim10/DDP family zinc finger protein. Gene Ontology annotation, biological process: protein insertion into mitochondrial inner membrane. The transcript has 2 exons. NCBI's taxonomy places the organism in Eukaryota, Fungi, Ascomycota, Eurotiomycetes, Eurotiales, Aspergillaceae. Bases 1 to 282 code for a protein of 93 amino acids. Gene Ontology annotation, cellular component: mitochondrial inner membrane. The record is from RefSeq and is a predicted model, not a curated record.